Prosopis cineraria is the source of this 1155-nucleotide messenger RNA. RefSeq lists its product as uncharacterized. NCBI's taxonomy places the organism in Eukaryota, Viridiplantae, Streptophyta, Magnoliopsida, Fabales, Fabaceae. The record is from RefSeq and is a predicted model, not a curated record. Gene Ontology annotation, biological process: endosomal transport. Gene Ontology annotation, cellular component: AP-type membrane coat adaptor complex. The coding region runs from base 1 to 1155 and encodes 384 amino acids. The transcript has 3 exons.
AUGAUGUUGGUUAGUUGGAGAUUGGUUCCUGUUGUUGUUGCCUUUGUUGAUCGUUUUCUCUCCUGUAAAAAGCAUUCUUGGUUGGGAGAGCGUUUACUUCAGAAAUUUGAUGAGCAUUUGCUUCCAAAAAUGAUAAUGGAUUAUAAGUUGGUUUCUUACUUCCCAUUAUUUGAUAGAAUUGCUAAAAACGAAACAAUACCUCCACUCAGAUUGUUGGAGCUGCUCUCAAAUUUCAUUUCCAGAUUGUUCCUUAGAUUAUCUCAUAUGCUUGCUUUUACUUGUCUCCAUUAUCCUGAUUUGGAAGUUCGUGAUAAUGCAAGAAUCUACUUGCGUAUGCUAAUCUGCAUUCUAAGGAAGAAGCUUAGAAACAUCUUGAAGCUUGGGGACUUGAUUCUUGGCAUCUCACCAUCUUCACAGUCAACUUCUUUUUAUAGUGUCCCGUCACCUCGACUUUUUAAAAAAUUCAAGACAUUUGGGAACUUAUCAUCCUGCAUUCACCUUGAACGUGUGACCCUUUUGCUUGUUAAACAAUUUUGGUCAUUGUCAAGUUUUGGUGUUAGUAACAGCAAACCUUCUUACCUGGAGGGUGUCAAGGACAGUGAGGCCCCUGCUGAGGAAACUAAAUCUACCAAAAGUUCUAGUGCAGAGAUUAUUUUUGAAGUGGGAAGAAUUAGCCAACCACGAGAGCCACUACGCAUGAUGGAUUCUAGAAUUGUAGAGAUUUUGAACACAUUGAGGAAGUACUUUUCUUUCAUUCCUAACUUAAGAUAUAUGCCAGGACUCAGAGUUAGAAUACAGUGCAAUUUGAGACUUAAGUCUAGUAAUUCCAUCCGCAUGUUAGGAAUUGAUACCACUACUUCACCCGUGGAAGAGAUAGAUGCCCUUCCCGCUAUUUAUGCUACUGUGUUAAAAUUCUCAUCUUCGGCACCAUAUGGGUCCAUUCCAUCUUAUCACAUACCUUUUCUUCUUGGUGAACGUUAUGGUAAUGAUGCAUCUCAGAAUCUCUCAUUAAGCGUUGUACCUGUAGAAAAUGGUACCAGAGAAGCGGAUAAAUUUAGACCUUCAGUGGUGAUCGAAUUGGAGCCAAGGGAACCAAUACCUGGUAUGGUUGAUGUUCACAUUGAAACUAACGCAAAAAACGGCCAGAUCAUUUAA